Lolium rigidum is the source of this 879-nucleotide messenger RNA. RefSeq names its product probable glutathione S-transferase GSTU1. Gene Ontology annotation, molecular function: glutathione transferase activity. The record is from RefSeq and is a predicted model, not a curated record. Gene Ontology annotation, cellular component: cytoplasm. Lineage: Eukaryota; Viridiplantae; Streptophyta; Magnoliopsida; Poales; Poaceae. Gene Ontology annotation, biological process: glutathione metabolic process. The transcript has a single exon. Bases 58 to 735 code for a protein of 225 amino acids.
ACACACGUAUACUGAGUACGUAAAGACCCAAGAGAGAAAUCCAUCAUCUAAUCAGCAAUGGCGGGAGAGAAGAAUGACGGCCUGGUGCUGCUGGACUUCUGGGUGAGUCCGUUCGGGAUGCGCUGCCGCAUCGCGCUUGCCGAGAAAGGCCUCCCGUACAAGCACGUGGAAGAAGACCUCUUCGGCGGCAAGAGCGACCUUCUCCUCCGCUCCAACCCCGUCCACAAGAAGAUCCCCGUCCUCCUCCACGACGGCAAGCCCGUCAACGAGUCCCUCGUCAUCCUCCAGUACCUGGACGAGGCGUUCCCGGAGACCCCGUCUUUGCUCCCCGCUGACCCCCACGCGCGCGCGCACGCCAGGUUCUGGGCCGACUACAUCGACAAGAAGUUGUUCGAGUGCGGCACCAGGAUCUGGAAGCUCAAGGGCGAGCCAUUGAUGCAGGCGCGGGCGGAGAUGCUGGAGAUCCUCAAGACUCUGGAGGCGGAGCUCGGCGAGAAGGAGUUCUUUGGCGGAGAGCACGGGUUCGGGUUUGUCGACGCCGCGUUCGCGCCGGCAACGGCUUGGUUCCAGACCUUCGAGAGUUAUGGGGAAUUCAGCGUGGCGGAGGUGGCGCCAAGGCUAGCGGCGUGGGCGGCGCGCUGCGGGGAGAGGGAGAGCGUUGCCAGGAGCCUCUACUCGCCGGACAAGGUGUAUGACUUCAUCGGCGGGCUUAGGAAGAAGUUGGGCGUCGAGUGAGAAGGAGCCAGAGGGAAGGAAUAAAAUUAUUGUUUUGAAUUUGAGGGUUCUUUUUUUUACAUUGUGUGUACUCUAGUAAUAGUACGUUGUUUGGUUUUGCGGUUACAUCGUCUUGUGUGAAAAGUUUGUAUUCCGUGUUGCUGA